Molecule: messenger RNA, 685 nt
Organism: Cydia splendana
Lineage: Eukaryota; Metazoa; Arthropoda; Insecta; Lepidoptera; Tortricidae
Exons: 1
Coding region: 20-685 (221 amino acids)
Source: RefSeq, a predicted model, not a curated record
UACGGUACCUGUAACUAAAAUGCCCUCAAAGCCAUCUCUACUAAUGGUGGUCGGAAUCUGGAUUUGGUUUUGCUUUGUUAUCAGAACGGUGUACCAGGCGGCGCUGAUAAGCAUUAUGAAACACACUUUUUAUGACGAGCCAUUUUAUACAUUUGAAGACGUUCUUGCAACCAAAAAGCCAUUUGGAGGAAUCGCUAUUUACAAAGAAUAUUAUUCAGAUGAUAGUUUCAUAUACGACAAUUAUAUCGUCAUGAAUCUAGCAGAAGGGCGCCAAACUGUAGACAGUAUUUCAAAUGGAAGUUUAGACUUUGUGAUUGCUAUGAACAAAGAGACAGUUUAUUUCAGGCUAAUGAAGUAUAUGGGUACAAGACAUUUGCAAAUAAUACCAAAAAAGAUUGCAAAUAGCCCAACUGUAAUAUUUUUCAAGAAGUUUUCUUACUUAACUGCUUCUGUUAAUCGUAUCUUGAGUGCCUCCCUGGAAGGCGGAUUUAGUGAAAGAAUGUAUGCCCGUUUCUUCAGAAGGGGCAUUUCAUUGCUCCGCAACUCACAACAUCGCCGCACAGAACCGCUUCGGCUGGAACAUUUUAUGGGCAGUUUUUUGACUUUACUCGGCGGUUACGUUAUUUCAGUUAUAUUUUUUGCUGUUGAAGUGAUAUGUGGAAGAAUUGUAAAUUAUCAAUACUAA